Molecule: messenger RNA, 1794 nt
Organism: Debaryomyces fabryi
Lineage: Eukaryota; Fungi; Ascomycota; Pichiomycetes; Serinales; Debaryomycetaceae
Product: phosphopantothenoylcysteine decarboxylase complex subunit
Exons: 1
Coding region: 1-1794 (597 amino acids)
Biological process (GO): coenzyme A biosynthetic process
Cellular component (GO): phosphopantothenoylcysteine decarboxylase complex
Molecular function (GO): FMN binding; phosphopantothenoylcysteine decarboxylase activity
Source: RefSeq, a predicted model, not a curated record
AUGAAUCAGACGUCUUCAGAUAAGUAUACACUGGAAGGUACACCAUCGCAACCACAUCGAUCCCGGCAAUCUCUGCAACUACAAGUUGGCGGUGAAAAUGUCAAACCAUCCCAAUCUGUUACUUUCGGUGAUUUGGAUAAUCAAGAGAAAUCCCGUAGGUUCACUAUCUCAUCACAACCAUCAUCGAUCAACCUAGCAAAUCCGCAAAUUUCUGGGUCUUUGCCCCCUUCCAGAAAAACAUCGUUACAAGGGAAUCCUAAUAUAACUAGUUCCAGUAGAAACAGUUCUACGGCAAGUGAAAUAUUCCAAUUCUUUGCAAAUAACCAGACCUAUGCUGUAAAACCUCAACAGCAAGUUUCCACAAGCACUACACAGGGACAUAUCACACCAAGCAAUCAAUCCUCGAGAGUUAACUCGCCGGUAUUGGAAACACCUCCGCAUCUUAAAAAGGGAUAUACAAUCGAUAGCUCCAGUCAUAAACCUACCAGGCUUAGUUCUCCCUCACCUCCUCCAUUAUCGCAAGCUAAUUUUUCAUCACAGCAGUCAUUUCAACAAGCACCACAUCCAAUUAAUAUUACCAAUACUAACAACCCCCCUCGCGGAUCUAGUAGUACAAAAAAAUCUUCGAAGACUGUAGUUGCAUCACCCAGUGGUCCUCCAGUUCCAUUUCAACAGUAUUUGACUAAAUCAGAUGAUGAGAAGAUUCAUAUAUUGCUAGGAUGCACAGGAUCGGUGGCAACUAUCAAAGUUCCCAUGAUUAUAGAUAAAUUGUUUAAUAUCUAUGGAAAGUCAAAAAUAUCAAUUCAGUUAGUAGUAACUAGAUCGGCUACGCAUUUCUUGAAAGGAUUGAAGAUCCAUAGUGAUGUCAAAAUUUGGAGAGAUGAAGACGAAUGGGCAAAUUAUAAUGAACAUAGCAUUACGACUACAACUCUCUCAACCAAUAAUAUAUCGGCGUCUAAAAAGCCUAAGAAUCCAUUUGAUAACUUGAUUUUACAUAACGAAUUAAGAAAAUGGGCUGAUAUCUUUUUAAUUGCCCCUCUUUCAGCAAAUACCUUAGCUAAAAUUACUAAUGGGAUUGCCGACAAUUUGUUAACAUCAAUCAUUAGGUCGUGGAGUCCUAUUAGUACGACAGUGACUAACACCAACGUCAAUAAGAAUUCAGUAAAUGUGAAAAAGCCGAUAUUAGUGGCACCUGCCAUGAAUACACAUAUGUACAUUCACCCAAUUACUGCGAAACAACUUUUAUUAUUGUCGUCACCAGAGUAUGGUUUUGGUAUUGAAGUAUUAAAGCCAGUUGAAAAGGUAUUAGUUUGUGGAGAUAUCGGUAUGGGUGGCAUGAGGGAAUGGCUGGAUAUUGUAGACAUUUUGAGAAGAAGAAUUAAUUCUAUCAAUUACGUCAGUGAUGGGAAGAGAACCAUAGCCGAAAAUGAUGAAGACGAGAGAGAGUCCGAUGACGGUGAAGAGAUUGAUGAUGAUGAUGAUGAUGAUGAUGAUGAUGAUGAUGAUGAUGACGAUGACGAUGACGAUGACGACGAUGAUGAUGAUAAUGAGAAUGAAAACGAAGAUGUUGAUGAUGGAGAUAAAGGUAAUGGAGAUGGAGCUAAUGUUCGGUCUACUCAGCUAAAGGGUACCUCAAAUGUAGAAAGGGUCUCUAAAGAGAAUGAUGAUAUGAUCUUCGAAAUACAGGAUAAUGAUGCAAAAGAAGCUGAGCAAGAUACGGAUGAAAAAUCAUCAAGUAACAACUAUUAUAUUCGUACUGAUAAAAUCCCUGUGGAGACGCAAAAUAUUGUAUAG